Molecule: messenger RNA, 228 nt
Organism: Trichomonas vaginalis G3
Lineage: Eukaryota; Parabasalia; Trichomonadida; Trichomonadidae
Exons: 1
Coding region: 1-228 (75 amino acids)
Source: RefSeq, a predicted model, not a curated record
AUGACGUGUGAAAAUGCUCUAUUCUGCAAACCAUCAGACAUGAAAGACAAGAAUUUCCAAAUGAGUAUUAAGGAUAAAUGUGAUAGGAAACAUAGAAGAAUAGACGGUAAACAAACAUGGUGUUAUGUUUUGAAAGAAGAAAUGAAAGGAUUAUAUAAACAGGUUGAACCAAACGAUAAUGAGGAUUCAUUUACUGACGAUGAAAUACCUGUAAAUGAAGCUUUAUAA